AUCAUGUUUGACUAAGAAUCUCCGAGUUGUCUGUCAUUUCUGUUUUAACAAAAACUAAUUUCAUAAAUGUGGCUCUUCUCCUUUUUGCUGUUGCAAGUUCCACUGGUUUUGCUUGAAAAUAUAACCACAAGUGAUCAGUAUCCGGAACCAGCUUAUAGCCAUCUUAGUUCGUAUCUAGUUUCGUUGCGGACCCGCAAGUAUAUUCACAUUCCUGGAGACAAUCACUUCUGUACUGGAGUGAUCCUAACCAGUCGUCAUGUGCUUACCUCAGCACAUUGCAUCACAGAUAAAAAAGGUAUGAUGAUGAACCCAAAGCGGAUUGUGGUGGCCCUCUGCGCGGCUGUCUUCAAAAGCCCAGAGCCAGAGGAGUUUCUGGUUGAGAUUCAGAGCAUGGCUAUCCAUCCUUAUUAUAGUAGAAACAAGCAAGAUGACAUAGCAGUUAUCAAGCUGAAGAGGACUAUCAAAUUUGAUGGCUAUCAUCUGGCAAGAGCUGUCAUUGGAAAUGCAUCUCUGGAGGUGGGCAAUGACUGCAAGACCGUUGGAGGAAACUUUGGCAUACGAAGACAGAGAUUUGGAUCAUUUCAUAAUAUGUUAUUUGUUAAUGUGGAACUGCGACCAUUUGCGGAGUGUCUGAAUGCCAAGAAAGAUCUGAGGGAGACUGUGGAGGACAAUGCAGAUCUGAUUUGUGUCAAGUCUUUGGAACACCUUGUUUGCACCACCGAUUUCGGUGGUCCACUAUUCUGCGAUGGCCAGCUCUAUGGGAUUGCCCUGGGCGCCGUUAAUUGCUCGAGUCCGGAUCCGGUUUUCUUCAGCGACGUGUCUUUCUACACCAGCUGGAUGCGGAAAAUGAUAUCUCAGGGAGUGGAGCUGCGGCCACAUUAUAAAUGGAUAUUUUCCUCCGCUUUUCUCAUCUGUUUUUGGGCAACUUUCACCUGCGGCAGCCAGUGGAUAUCAAAGUCUCUCGAAAAAGGAAAAAUUACCAGCCUCUAAGCCUGCGAUUAAUGAAAAAUUGAGGAAAACCCUUGGAAACUUUCGCCUGCUAUGCACCUGUGUGCCACGUGUGGCAAAUGUCACGUUCACUUUUCCCCCUGAAAAAAAACCACACUUUCCAUUCAACUCAACAAUAACAUUUUCGGUUGCUGCCUAACACUUUUGCACUUAUGCAUUAAUCACAGAGAAAACAAACUGCCGAAAAAACUUAAUAAAUUUUGAACAUAAAACAUGA
This is a messenger RNA of Drosophila biarmipes, 1225 nucleotides long. RefSeq names its product myeloblastin. Lineage: Eukaryota; Metazoa; Arthropoda; Insecta; Diptera; Drosophilidae. The transcript has 3 exons. The record is from RefSeq and is a predicted model, not a curated record. Gene Ontology annotation, biological process: proteolysis. Gene Ontology annotation, molecular function: serine-type endopeptidase activity. Bases 67 to 990 code for a protein of 307 amino acids.